AAGUACCGCCACGGCAGUCACUCGGUCCGCGAACGUAAUGCCGGCACAUCGUCGUCUUCUCGUACUCACGUGAAAAUACGUACGCGUUCCUCACCGUCGACAUCACGUUGCGUUCACCAUCACCGUCGUCUAAGUGUUGUUGAUUAUUUUUCAUAAACAAACAGUGAUCCGGUUGAUGCGCGAAGGAAGGGAACAACCAAUCGGAGCCCGCUAUGUCAUCUGAGGAGGACGGCGGCAACGGUGCUACGACGGCAGUGGCGGGGGGAGCUGAGUGUUUCGUCGGUGGGGAUUUGGACGGAGCUACCGACAAACUGUUGAAGAACAAGGCAAAACGAAGCAGACAGCGCGUGGAUGCCGGCGAACCGCGUAACAGUUACUCGUCCAUUCCGAAUUUCAGUUCGCGACCGAUCGUAUCUUCAGCGCCGUUAUUAAAUCAAGCAGCCAGUUUCUACGGUGCAUUUUUUGGUCAAGGACAUCAACAAUAUUUUUUUAAUCAGGGCUUUGGGCCCGGUAAAAUGCUAAACGAGUUCAUCGGCCGUCAAGUCAAAGAAGAUAUGAUGACCAUGGACUCCGCAGAUUGUAUGGCACAGCCACUACCCGGCUUACCAAAUUCACCGACACCAAACAGUGAAUUGGCACACCACAUGCUCAGAGAUAUACUGCAAGGUAGAAAGAAAGAGUUAUUGGCUCUCGAACAAGAGUUUCGCAAUUCAGAAGAUCCGUCUUCUCCUGACAACACAUUAAUGAACAAUAAUAAUAAUAUCAACAACAACAAAAAUGAUAUUAAAGACGACUUAAAUAGUACAAUGCAGAAAGAAUCCAUCAUUUCUAUGGACAUAGACAAAUCAGCUGAAAACGAGGUAAGUUCUAAUAUUAUUAAUAAUGAUGUGGAAGACUUAAAUGACAGUAGUGAUUCAGAGCGAUCAGUGUGUUCUCCGUCUUUCGAUACUAGAGAACCAACUGAAGAACAGAGUAAAGAUUCAGAGGUAAGAGUAGAGCAGAAUGAAUUGAAAAAAGCUAGAGUAGAAAAUAUAGUUUCCACUAUGAGAUCUAGUCCAUCAUUACCCGUUCAAGUCAAUGGAUGCAAAAAGCGCAAACUAUACCAUCCACAACAACAUGAUAACAGCGAGCGGUAUAACAGUACGCACGAAGCUGAAGACGAAGAUGAAGACGAUGACGAAGAUCUCAGUCCCAACGAACUUAGACAAAAAAUGGUCGAAAAAAAUGUUCUAAAAAGUCAAUUACGUACUAUGCAAGAACAAUUAGCUGAAAUGCAACAAAAGUACGUACAGCUAUGUACUAGAAUGGAUCAUGACGAAGAAGCAGAUGACGUAAGUGAUGGCGAGCAAGAGCCAGAAAUUACUGACGUUCCUACAGCACCAAAGUCUGUUACUCCUCCACCACACAUAAGUUCUAACUUUUCAAAAAUGGUCAAAUUCUUACCCCAAAACCCACAUAUGCCUCUACAUCCUUCCUUUAACGGUGCUCUUUCAUUACUCCAACAACAAGUACUUCAAGAGCAGCAUAACAACCAACAACAACAUCAUGCAAUAAAUAACGCAGCAGCUAUGUAUUUAGGCGUUAGUCACAAACUAUUCAUGGAACAAGAAGCCAGGCUAGCCAAAGAAGCAGCAAUUGCUGCUGAACAACAACAGCGACAGCAGCAAGAACAACAACUGCAGCAACAGCAACAGCAACAGCAGCAACAACAACAACAACAUCAGCAACAGCAGCAACAUCAACAAAACAUUCAGCAACAGCAGCAACAUCAACAAAACAUUCAACAACAACAUAUUACUCAACAACAGAAAACAAUUGAGUCUCCCGAAAAAUUACGUCAAACGUCACCUUUAACUCCUCCAUUUCCAGACCUAGAACUUUUAGCUGACGCUUUAAAAUCAGAAAUUUCAUCUACUUUGACAGGUCUCAUUGAUACUAUAAUGACAAAAUUUGCCCAACAAAGAAAACAAUUGAAACAAACAGAUUUGGAUAAAGAUAUGGACCGAAAAUCACCCAGAACUAAAGUGAUCGACCGCGGUAGUCACAGUGACCGAAAUAUUGGAUUAUCAAAUGGCAUGCCUGUAAAAAUGAAUGGCAGUUAUCAAUGUAGCAACGGUCUCUCCAACGGCCCAGAAAUCAGAAAUGGAAUGGUUAAUUCUGCGUGUUAUAAUGGAACCGGCCCGGAGAAUACCAUUAACCACGUCAGAGCUCCACCACAAAUUUUCCCGCAAAAAAUGCAUGGAUCUACUGGUUUAAGUAACGCAGCCGCUGCCGCAGCUUUAUACUCAUCCAUGAGUGGGUUACCGUCUCAUUUAAAUCCAUUUUGUGUUAAACACGAACCAGCGCCUGAACAGAAUGAGGCACUUAGUCUUGUAGUAAUGCCUAAAAAGAAACGACAUAAGGUUACUGACACUAGAAUCACUCCUCGCACUGUUAGUCGAAUAUUAGCGCAAGAUUCAAUGAACUCAAUGGACUCAAGAGUACCAUCUAAUGGAACUUCGAUGCUAACGUCUGAUUCACCACCACCUCCAACAUCCACACUUCGCUCUUUUCACCAACCUCAACAGCCACAACAACAGUCACAGCCUUCGGCUCCACCGCCGCCACCUAUGAUGUUACCAGUAUCUUUACCCACAUCAGUGGCUAUACCCAAUCCAAGCCUGCACGAGUCACAGGUCUUCAGCCCCUACAGUCCAUUUUAUACAAGUCAACACCAAGUACCACAUCACAUACCAUCUUCGAGCCCGCCAGGCAUGUCUGAUUCGCCACCACCACCACACCAACACCAUCACAGUUCUCUACUACACCCAGCUCUUCUCGCUGCCGCCCAGCACCACAAUUCAUCGCCUGAUAUGAUGAGCAUAAAAGCUCGAAUGGACAUGAGCAUGGGUAACGGAGGCAAUGACAGCAUUGAUCGAAUUUCCGAGUGCAAUUCUGGAGAUGGGCCUUACGACGGAUUGUCGCCUAUAUCGUCUACCCUGACACCAAUGCACUUGCGUAAAGCCAAAUUGAUGUUCUUCUGGGUACGCUAUCCUAGUUCAGCUAUCCUCAAGAUGUAUUUUCCAGAUAUUAAGUUCAACAAGAACAACACCGCACAACUAGUCAAAUGGUUUUCCAACUUUAGAGAAUUCUAUUACAUCCAAAUGGAGAAAUACGCUCGACAGGCAGUUAGUGAAGGUUUGCAAAGGUCUGAAGACAUUCAUGUCAACAAAGACAGCGAAAUCUACAGGGUUCUUAAUUUACACUAUAAUCGCAAUAAUCACAUCGAGGCGCCUGGAAAUUUCGAGUACGUAGUACAACAAACUUUACGCGAAUUUUUCGUAGCCAUUCAAAACGGUAAGGACCAAGAACAGUCAUGGAAAAAGUCUAUAUACAAAGUGAUUUCUCGCAUGGACGACACCGUACCGGAGUACUUUAGGUCUCCAAAUUUCCUCGAACAGCUCGAAUAAAUAUUUAAUAUAUAUAUAUAUAUGUAAUUAUUUGAUUGUCGCGUCUGUAAACUGCAAACGUUUAGUUUUUAUUUAUUAAUUAUUAUUAUAUACAUAAUUGUUUUUAUUAAAAGCUCGGAAAAAGCUUAUUUUAUGACGGGUUAUUAUUAAAUUCUAUACAUUGUUGUGUACAGUCACUUUGAAGACAAAUUUUAUAACAUUCUUGUUUUAGUUCCGUUUUCAAAUAUUUUUAUAAAUUAAGGUGGUCUCUUUUGUACAAAGGUAAAACAUAUAAUAUUGUACAAAACUAAAAAAUUGCUUUUGUUUAUAUUAUUUUUAUAUUACUAUAAACGUAUAUUUAUAUAUUUAAAAAAUCGAAAAAAUAUGUAAUUGCUUUAAUUAAUGUAUUUUAGUUAUUGUAGUCUAAUGUAAAUAGAUAUUAAGAGACCUACUAAAUAUUAUUUUAAAAAAUUAUUUAUAUAUGUAUAUUAUAAAGAUUAUUUGUCCUGUAAUUUGAUGGACACAAUUAUGUACACAACAUAAUUAUAAAUUAAUUGUUAAAUCUAAAUUUUAAUCACACGGGGUACCCUUUAUUACUAUAAUUAUUAUUAUUUUAAUUAUUUAACAGUGUCUAGAUUAGGUUGUUAUAUCACAAUUUAAGAGCACAUUUAAAAAAAAUUAUAUCGUCGAUUGCCUACAUAUUAUUAUAUUACACACCACGUCGGCAUUCCCCACUCACGUGAUCUCACUAUUUCAAUUUAUGAUUUUAGCCUAAUUAUUAUUUUAGUUUAUUUAUUUAUUUUAUUUUAUUUUUAUUUAUUUAUUAUUUUGGUGUGGUGAGUUUUUCCUAGUCAAAUAAUUAAAAGAUCAGAUGAAAAAUUCUAUUAUAA
Molecule: messenger RNA, 4318 nt
Organism: Daktulosphaira vitifoliae (grape phylloxera)
Lineage: Eukaryota; Metazoa; Arthropoda; Insecta; Hemiptera; Phylloxeridae
Product: homeobox protein prospero-like
Exons: 5
Coding region: 213-3449 (1078 amino acids)
Biological process (GO): regulation of transcription by RNA polymerase II
Cellular component (GO): nucleus
Molecular function (GO): DNA-binding transcription factor activity, RNA polymerase II-specific; RNA polymerase II cis-regulatory region sequence-specific DNA binding
Source: RefSeq, a predicted model, not a curated record